Messenger RNA from Parnassius mnemosyne (clouded apollo), 285 nucleotides. The record is from the annotation of a GenBank genome assembly. Lineage: Eukaryota; Metazoa; Arthropoda; Insecta; Lepidoptera; Papilionidae.
AUGCUUGCGUUGGGCUUUAAUUUUAUUAAUUAUAGGAUCCCAAGUAGUUUACCAUCUACCCAGCCAUCUUCCCCCGCGCCGCAACCCACGUCGCACUUCGCAUCGCAACCCACGUCGCACUUCGCAUCGCAACCCGCUCCGCAGUCUACAUCGCAACCCGCGCCGCAGCCCGCGCCGCAACCCACGUCGCACUUCGCAUCGCAACCCGCUCCGCAGUUUGCAUCACAACCCGCGCCGCAGAAAGAAGACAAUGGGCAGGUGCAGCAACAAACGUCGCUACCUUAG